This is a messenger RNA of Aedes aegypti (yellow fever mosquito), 3104 nucleotides long. It is a transcript of the gene ref(2)P, whose product is annotated as protein ref(2)P. Gene Ontology annotation, molecular function: zinc ion binding; K63-linked polyubiquitin modification-dependent protein binding; protein kinase C binding. The coding region runs from base 438 to 2690 and encodes 750 amino acids. Gene Ontology annotation, biological process: mitophagy; endosome organization; aggrephagy. The transcript is spliced from 4 exons. The record is from RefSeq and is a predicted model, not a curated record. NCBI's taxonomy places the organism in Eukaryota, Metazoa, Arthropoda, Insecta, Diptera, Culicidae. Gene Ontology annotation, cellular component: amphisome; aggresome.
AGAGCUUCAGUUCUGGUGAUUCAUUCUUUGGCUAGUGCUAGAAGCGUCUGGAAGUGGAUUUAGUGUUCUCCUGCAUUGAGAAGAGACCAUUUUCCUAGUUCAAAUUUUGCCGAUCAUUGAGGAGUCAUCCCAUAAACCAUUGAGAAAGGUGCAAGAAGUACAUGAACUUGUGAAAUUAGUUUGUAUAAAAAGUGAACCCCUAAUCCAAAACGUAUUCAAUCCAAAAGUGUCGUCUGCCUGUAUCGUUUCUGUCAGGGAAUUUGCUUGUUGUUUUUUGGAAAGUUAAUCGUCAGAAGUGCUAAAGAACUAUAAUUCUGUCAAGGACGGUGUUGAAAUCUCCAUUGAUUAGCCAUUCAGCUUUGUGCAAAGUGCAGUAUUUCGAACAGCGGAAGGUGAUUGAAAAAUAGUUUGUUGCAGACGGAAAAGCUGAAAACAAAAUGGUGUUCCCGAAGAAGCUGAAAGUGACCGUCCUCCGGGAGUCGUCCGGGGAGAAGGAAAACUUCCUGCUGUCCACCGAAAGGCACCGGGAGAUUUGCCAUCGGUUCGACAACCUGAAGAACGAAAUCGUGGCCCGCUAUCCGGAACUGCUGCAGUACGAGGAGAUUAAGUUUGUUUGGAUUGAUGACGAAGGUGACGAGAUCAUCAUUCUGAACCACGCCGAUUACUACGACUACCUGGACGCCCCCGGUUUGGCGAUCAAAAGGCGUAUCUACGUCAGGGGCGUAAACAAGCUGCCCCAGGAGCAGCCAGCAGUGCAAGCAGCUUCGGCUUCCCAAGUUCAUCUGGAAGCACCGAUGGACCAGGAUUCCGCGGCGUCCAGGAACGAGUCCACCGCACAGGAUUCACCGGGCGGUGAGGAUCUUCCGCUCCACAGCAACAUCGUGUGCGAUGUUUGCGACGAAACGAUCCGUGGCCAUCGGUACAAGUGCUUGCAGUGCUUCAACUAUGAUCUCUGCAUGCGUUGCGAGGGCCGAAUGCGCCACAAGGACCAUCUGAUGGUUCGCAUCCCGACGCCGGAGGUAAACCGACGGUCGCCGUUCCGACUGUUCGAGAAACUUCGCAGCUAUGCUGCCGAGGUGGGCGCCCAGUCCGGGUUCGCCGCGGCUAACGAUUUCCGCGAAGACGACUACGAGAACUCGAAACGGUCCAAGCGACACCAUCGCCGAACCAGUAAGGACCGCGAAGACUCCAAGGAACGCCGCGAAGAGAAGGAACGUAAGGAACGCAAACAACGCCGCGAACGUUGCGCCAAAUCUUCGGAGGAUCGCCGUAGCGGUCAUCGCCACCGAUUCGGACAUGGAUUCAACUUUUCGCAUCUGAUCAAUCAGGUCAUCGAUCCUGCUAACAUUCAAUCUGCUUUCAUUUCGGCUGACGCUGCGGCGGCUGCUGCCGCUGCCGCUGCAGAAUCCGCCGAGGAAGCUGUCCGAGCAAGCAUGGCCAAUUGCCCCUUGUUUGCCGCGACUUCUAGUCGUCCGACUUCUGCUUCAGCUACCGCUUCUGCUUCGGCUUCGGCUUCAACAUCGGCGCCGACUCAACCUGAACCCAACUUUACACCAACUACGGAAAACCCCCAAGAAGGAUCAUCAACCUCAUCAAUGAACGCAGAGCCACAGGCUCAGCAAUCCACCAAAUCCUCCCCUAAUUCCCCAAGCUCGCCCAAGCAAGCUCAAGAUGUUAUCGACCUGUCCUGGUUGGCUCCGACACCCGAGAGCAUUCAGAAAAUCAAUCAAACCUUCUCGAAGAUUUUGGAUCCACUUGGAAUGAACAUCGAGAUCCGCUCUAACGGAUCUCCGAAGCCUGCCCAAACACAAACUCCAACCGAGGAGAAGAAAGACAAAACGACGGAGACGGCCAAUACACCUACCACUAGCACCCCCAGUCAAACACCGCCGGGAGGUGCCGGAACAAGCAGCAAAGCCACCGAAAUGGAUCCAAUCGUUGAACUCGAGAAGAAGCUGAAAGCCGUUCUGAUGGAUCGGCCCGCCGUUUCCAAGAAAUCCCCAGUUCAGACAGACGCUACCAUGGGGAGUAGUGAUGAAGACGAUUGCUCUUCGGUAAGCAGCGUCUCGUUGUUGAGUGACAAUGAUGAUUCCAUGGGAGCCGCAGAGAAAGCCGAGAAAAGAUGGACCAUGUUGGAUAUUCCCAAUGAUGGUGCGCAUGACACGACCCAGAAAGCUACAACAAGCGCGGAAGACGUUGCUCCGGAGUCCACGGCAGUCAAAGCACCAGAACCUGCCGUAGCUUCCACAUCUUCUAUACCUGCUACCCCUGCUGCUACUGCGGCUGGAAGCUAUCCAGAGGCGGGUUCUGCAUCUUCCGCCAACAAUGGUAGCACCUCGAAGCCCAUCGACUACGAACAGCUUGGAAAAGCAUUGAAGCAACAUCUGGAAGCUGAGCAACAAGCUGCUUCGGCUAAAAGUGCAUCUCCCAGCCCGACUACACCAUCGGAAGCCUCGAAAAAAGCCGCAACGCCACCCCCGGCCGUUGUCGUAUCGGCUCCAGUAGCGCAAACUAGACCAGCGCCGAAUGUGGUGUUCAGUCACAGGCCUCACGUUAAUCACGCCGUUCAUGCCAUGAUGUCCAUGGGAUUCAGCAAUGAGGGAGGUUGGCUUACGCAGCUGCUGGAUUCGGUCAACGGCGACAUCCCGAGGGCGCUGGAUCUGUUGACGCCGCAUAAGAUCAAUCCUUGAAUUUCUUACUACUAUUGAACUAUUUUAUGAUACUUUCAUAUGCUAGUGAUUACAAUGAUUCAAUGUUAGCAAUACUAUAAAACAUGCAACACUACACAAAUUAUUGAUAUGCCACACUGUUAUGUGACCUUUGAUACAAAAUGAUUAGCUGUAGUAACUGAAACGAGGUGAUAGCAAGUAGGAAGUAAGAAUUUUACUCACAAACACAUAUUAUUUUUGUUUUGGGUAACUUCCCCAUAAAUUUAUUUAUAAUUUAUUCGAAACCAUAAAUAAUUGAUUUUACUUUAAAAGGCUGUAUGUACAACUUAUAUUGUUUAUGUAAACAGACCUUUUACUAUAUUCACAAUACACAUAUUAUACUUGUGCAUUCGAUAUGAAGAAGAAAUAAAUAAAAAUUAAAAACUAUCGUUUGAA